Epinephelus fuscoguttatus (brown-marbled grouper) is the source of this 1620-nucleotide messenger RNA. It is a transcript of the gene cd8a, whose product is annotated as CD8a molecule. NCBI's taxonomy places the organism in Eukaryota, Metazoa, Chordata, Actinopteri, Perciformes, Serranidae. Bases 170 to 853 code for a protein of 227 amino acids. The transcript is spliced from 6 exons. The record is from RefSeq and is a predicted model, not a curated record.
GCUUGCAGGAGGUCUCUGCAACACCCGGCUGCAAUGAUGCCAUUUGACACAGCAGAGAAGAAGGUUACAGGUGGGGCGUGGUUUGCUAUCUCACUGAAUUAUCUCCCAACAGGCUCUAACAAACACCACAAAGACGCGUUUCGCAAACGUUGUCAUCUGCAACACAAAAAUGGACCAAAAGUGGAUUCGUGUGCUGGUGAUUCUGCUGAUUUGUCGACAAAUGACUUCAGGAGCCGGUGAAGACGUAACUGUAAAGGAAGGGCAGCAGAUUGAUAUCAAUUGUAAGCCUGAAGGAACAGGCACCAUGGUCAUCUGGUUUCGAGUUCUCAACACAUCUACUGUGGAAUUCAUCGCAUCUUUCAGCAACACUGGCGUCCUAAAGUCAUCCUCCACGUCCUUCUCUUCCACCUUCAGUUUCUCACAGAGCAAGCAAAAUACCCUCACACUGAAGUUGUUUAACAAAGCUAAAGACAGUGGCAUUUACAACUGUGGGUCUCUCUACAGAGGUAAUGAGCUGAAGUUCGGCAAAGCAACCCGACUGGUUGGAGAGACAGUCAAAGUCCCAGCAGUAGCACCACCACAGGCCACCACCACCCAACAAAAUCUAUGCACAACCGCCACGCCGUGUGUUUGUAGCAACACUAACAAGCCAGGGGAAACCAGUCCUCAGCUAUUUUGUUCUCUCAUCAUACUGGGCCCUCUGGCCGGCGGCUGUGGCCUUCUUCUUCUACUCCUCAUCGCCACCACCAUCUACUGCAACCAAAUAAGGACAAGGAGAUGCCCACACCAUUACAAAAGAAAACCGCGGGUGGUGGCUCCUGGAAAACCAAAGAUGAACAACAGACACGUUUAAUCUAAAUAUGGUGCACUUUAACAGAUGUUGCUUUCAAUGACAAAUUCAUUACUGUCUCAUGUUGCUGUUGCAGAAAUAAUUUUUCGUCUUAUUCAGAUUAAUCACAUUUAUGGUGAAUAUUUUGCUGCCACCUUAAGUUUUCAUUGUUUGUGAUAGACAAUGAGAAGUGUUGAAAAAUCGUCAGUGGCUGCGUUACCACAUUCUGAUUGAACUCUUUUGAUGAUCUUGAUAUGAAAUAUGGAUUUAUCCAGUCCCCGAAUGUUUAUAACAGAACCCACUGAAGACCUGAGAAUAAAAUAUUAGAAAUAAGCACAAUUUAUGUUUAUGUUGAGAUUUUGCAAAAAGUGUAUAUAAUUAAUUUUGUUUUUUGUACAGAGCCAAAGCCAAUGUUAAACUGUUUAUAUUUUUUCAGCAGUCUCCAUAUAUUAUUUUUUUUACCUUAAUGAUUGUACUGCCCUUUAUUUUUGUUAUGUUAACAUUUUCAAACAAAAACUUAAUUUGUCUUUAGCUUGAAAAAAAACCCCCCAGUAACAAAAAACAAUAAAAGUAAUAUAUUUCUCUCUAUCCAGCAAGAUAAUUAGAUUUUUUUUAAAAUUUUAUUUUAAUUUCUAUAUUGUUAAGCUUUGAUUAUUUUUUUUCCUUAAAAGUAACAUUUCUCAUUAUGCAAAUUUCUACUUUUUCAAAGGAAUGAGGAACAAUUUUUUUUUUUUUGUAAAAUUGAAGGUACAUUUUUGUAGAAUUCUCCCACUGCUUGAGUUUUUGUAACU